Messenger RNA from Sycon ciliatum, 1838 nucleotides. RefSeq names its product myelin expression factor 2-like. The transcript is spliced from 13 exons. Gene Ontology annotation, molecular function: mRNA binding. Gene Ontology annotation, cellular component: cytoplasm; ribonucleoprotein complex; nucleus. The record is from RefSeq and is a predicted model, not a curated record. The coding region runs from base 155 to 1438 and encodes 427 amino acids. Lineage: Eukaryota; Metazoa; Porifera; Calcarea; Leucosolenida; Sycettidae.
GUGUAACAUAUUUUGACCGGCGUGUCGCCGCUACUCCUACAUCGUUGCCGCCACCAACGCCAUCUCGCUGUCUCCGCUUGUCGUCGACCGUACUUCUGUGCACAGUGUUGUUGAAUUGGCAACAGAGACGCAGGCCAAGGACGCUGUGGAUGUCAUGGAUGGUUAUCUGUGGGAUGAGAUGCGCCUAUCCGCUCACGAGGACCGCUCCAGUAACUACGUGCGUGGUAUGAAGAGUCGUGUGCGCCACGGUGCUGAAGGCGGUGGUCGUGGCGGUGAGCGAGGCAGAAGUAGGUCACCACUAGCGCCAAGCCAUGGCAGUCGCAGCGGUAGCUCUCGCUCUCACCAUCAUCAUGACAAUCCUCACCGCGGUGACCAGCUGAGUGCUCUCAAUCAGCUUCAGCAGCUGAAUCAGCUCGCUUCACUUCUGACCACUGGCGUGGCGGGCAGGAAUGAGCCACAUGGUGAUGACCACCAGCAACCGAACUCGGUCGUUUUCGUCUCAAAUAUUGACUAUUCCUAUUCCUGGCAGCGUCUAAAAGACCUCCUGGCUGCAGCUGGGCGCAUUCGACAUGUACACCUUCGCACAGAUGGUGAUGGCAAAUCUAAAGGAACUGCCACUGUUGAGUUUGACACACACCGUGAAGCGGAAAAGUGCGUCGAUAUGUUCAACGGCAACCUAGUCAACGGUCGAGCGCUGCGCAUUCACAUCUAUAGGGAACGUGAUAGGGAUGGCGCCGAGUCGGUGCCAGCUCCGCCUGCAGCGCUGGGAGACCUUCUUGCCACUGUUACCGGUGGGAGUGGUGGUGGUGGUAGUGGUAGCUCGUCAAGCUCAUCCAACCCUCUCAACCUCCUGAGCACAUUGACAAAUUUGGCUGCUCUGCAGCAGCUCACUCAGUCUGGUAGCAAUUCUGGCGUAUUAUCAGCGCUGAGCUCUCAUAACAGACCAGCACCAUCCUACCACGAUAGCCGGCACGGUAGAGAUGGAAGAGAUGGUAGAGAUGGAAGAGAGGACUCGUACCGACGCCGCGACGACAGAUCUCGACAUGAUGAUCGGGGCAGGAGUUCUGGCUCAUCCAGGGACUAUCAUGGAUCGGACAGGGCAUCUAGCCGGGAUCAUGGUCAUGCAGGAGCAGAUUACCCCUACCCUUCUUCAUCGCGUUCGGGACCUUCAGAUGGUGGCAGCCGGUCCAACUACCCUCGAAUCUUUGUCAGAAAUCUCGACUGGGGUAUGGACUGGCAAGAUGUAGAGGAUGUGUUCAAGGUCAUUGGUGACGUAAUGCACGUUGACAUUUUGCGUGAGGCGGAUGGCCGCUCGAAGGGUCGUGCUACGGUUAGCUUCAGAAGCAUUGAUGACUGCUACGCUGCCAUUGACUCCCUGAAUGGCUCCAAUGUCCGUGGGCGGCCGAUUGAAGUGAAGCUGGAUCACUUCACGACAUGAACAGCCGAUUGAAGUGAAGCUGGAUCACUUCACGACAUGAACAGUGUCACUUUUGUCUACUUGUUUUCGUGCAGCGGCGGUGUGUUGCCGGUACUGUCUCAAUAUGCUUAUACUGUUACUUCACGCUACUUUUAAAAUACUUCUCAUGAAAUUCUUGUUGUCGUUGACCAUUCACACAGCUCGUGUCAUGCUAUAUUAAUAUUAUGUCAGGCUUCUACAGUAGUAUGUGCGCUAUAUUCCAUACAUUUUAUUAUUCAAUUUCACAUAGACACCCCCCCCCCCCCCCCCCCCCGACCUCAAUAAUGUCAACGGUCGUGCUUCGAUUGUACAAGUACAUUGUUGUUGUGUUGUUUUCUGAUGCCGUUUGAUGCUGCAAUUAACGAUGUGUCUGGCAGUCCCA